AUGUCGGCUAGAGAGAAGGAGCCCCAGAAGAAGUUCAAUGGCCUCCAGGCCAAGGUGGACGCUGCCGUGGCACCCGCGAAGGCGACGGACAUGGAGGUCGACGAUGGGCCGCCUGCUGCGGCUGACGCGUAUGCCGAGGCCACGCAAGAGCUGGCGGAAGAGGCGAUCCAGGCUGUCAAGCACAAGGUCGAGCAGGCCCAGGAGGAGUUCGCGGAGGCUGAGCCAGCUCUGGCUCCCACUCAGAAGCACAGUGUGGCGAAGGAGGUUGAGGUGCAGCAGGUCCUUUCAUCGUCCCCGCAGCUUCCUGCAGAGCGAAGAAGUCUCGGAGCCACCAUCCACGCGCUGGGUCUGGGCGUCGAGAGCUUGGGCGCGCUCCUCAAGGCGAAGGGCGCGCAGGAGGCUGAGGCCCAGACGCUCGCGUCGCAGCUGUCCAACGUCCUCAAGGCCAUGCGCGAGGUCGACGUGAGGGCGCAUGUCUCUCCUACUGUGUCGCCUGCGAACGCUGGGCAGUCUGUUUGUGCUGCCGAAGACCUUGCUGGCGCUGCCGGUUCGCAGCCGACGCUCGUCACCCCCGCGGGCGCCGAGGACACCGACACGCUGCGCGAUUUCCUCCAGCGUGCAGGUGUGGCUGCGCCCGUCGAUGAUGAGGAGAUGCGCGAGGCAGCCAAGAGGACUGCCGCAGGCAUCGGGCCGUUCAGCAAGAAGGCGCAGCACGACGUGGCGGCGCUCGGUAGACGUCGGUCUGGUGUCCUGCAGAUGCGACAGAUGCUGGUGGAACGCGCGGCUGUUCUCAACUCGAUCGAGGUCGCGACGCCAGGUCGACGUGACCUCGCGGGCGAGCGAGCGCGGCCGCAUCUCGCGCUCGCGGAGGGAGGCCGUGCGGAGCUCAUCCAGUACCAGCCGAAGGCCGAGUCCUGUCGCAGCUUCAACGCGGAGCCCCACCAGUCGACGGGGGAGACCUUGGAGCACGCAGCCGCCCGCAAGAAGCAGCUCGAGCAGGAGAUUGAGGUCGCCGACGUGGUGGCCGACUUCCACGCUGGCGUGCUGAAGGAGGCGGUCGACAAGGCGAAGUUCAUGAGCUCCCUCGCCUCAAGGGCGGUGCGCCUGCACAGCGACCCCGACUUCGCGUUCCAGGAGUUCGCGGAGCACUUCCUGGCCCUCCUGGAGGGCGGCCGCCUCGGCCCGCUGGAGGAGCUGCGGAGCGUGGACGCGGACCUGCUCAGCAAGGAGGCCACGCUGCCCAAGGGGGGGUCCACGCGCGUCGCCACGAGGCUCUUCCAGGGCGCGGGCGCGGAAGCCGUGGUUCGAAGGGCGCGGAUGACGGUGGUGGACGCUGGGAGCCAGGUGCAGGCGUUCAACGCGGUCGUCUAUCCAAGCCCAGCCCUCGAGCUUCCAGUGUUGGGGAUCGACUUGAUCCGCCUCCCUGGGGGGCUGUUGGUGGGCAUGGACUUCUCGCCCCUGUCGAGGGAACCAGAGUACCUCCGGCAAUACUGCGAGACCACGCUGGGGCCAAUCGUGGCCAAGUACGAGCAGCACGAAGGGCUACUCACGAAGCCGAGCACCAGGUUCUACGGCGAGGACCCCGAAUUCUUUAGCCCCGCGCUGUUCUUCAGCCGAGCCCCGGUGUCUGAACUUGCAUCGGGUGGAACUUUGGUUUCUGCCUUCAAAGAAAUCUGCGACGCCUACAGCGCCAUGCUAAAGGGCCAUGACAGGGCCAAGCCCGCCGUCACCCUGUCCCGGCCUGGCGAGGUGAGGUGGCAGCACACGCGCUACGAUGCCUGGCACAAGCCACGCGACCCCGCGGUGAACAUGUUUACGCGCUUCUUCGGCCAGGAGUGGACCGAGACCUUCGUAGACCAGGUGCUGUUCCCCUGGGCCAAGGCUCUGAAGCGGCGCUCUGGCCCGCUCUUGGGCAACACGUCCAUCCUGGCCUGCAUGCGCAAGGAGUCCUUGAAGCUCCACACCAGGGCCCAGGCUCCUGCCGACGGGCAGGCGCCCGAGAAGAAGCGCGUGCCGAUGUCGCAGCGCACGGUGACGAAGGCAUCCAUGCUCCAGUACCUGGUGGACAGCAAGGUCGUCUACGAGUCGUUCGAGGCCGCGGUGGCCGCGAACGAGGACUGCGCGCAGCUGCGCGACACGGGGCUCGAGCGCGUGGAGGUGCUGCAGGAGGAUAUCGGGGACAUGUCGAGCCGAGAGGGGCUCGAGGUGCCUGCGCCAUCCGAGGCCGCCGCCGAGUACGCCGCCUUCGUGGGCGAGCUGGCGUCGCAGGACACGCCCCGCUUCCUCUGCCACUGGUACAACCACCACCUGGCGCACACCGCGGGCGGCAUGAUGAUCUACUCCAUGGCGCGCAAGAAGGCCUUCGGGGAGGACGGCGGCCCCCCGCUCGGCUUCUGGACGAAGUACCCCAAGGCGGGCGCCUCGAACGACUACAAGGAGCUGCUGAACGACGUGCGCCUGCGGAUCGAGGCCUGCGCCAGCGCCUGGGCGGGCGAGCAGCGCCUGGCAUGCACCCAGGAGACGCCGGCGGCUUUCGAGCGGAGCGGGGGGCUGCUCGGGUCCCUGUGGGCCGAGGCCUGA
Molecule: messenger RNA, 2580 nt
Organism: Prorocentrum cordatum
Lineage: Eukaryota; Dinophyceae; Prorocentrales; Prorocentraceae
Source: the annotation of a GenBank genome assembly